UUGAUUCUACAUAAGCUUUUAUUGGAAUACUACUUCCAUUGGAAUACUUCAUGGCGUUAAAAUAAAACUCUGGUUGUGCACAUAAAGUUGCUGAGAGUAAAAGAGUCAAGUAACAAAAUAGUGGAUAGCACAUAAGUUAUUAUUAAUAACGAUUUUUUUAGGAAAAAAUACUUUAUUGAUGUAAAUUAAGUUGGUGUAUGUAAAUCUACGGUUAUUUAAUGAGUUAACGUUGCAAAAGCAUUUCAUUGAAAAAAUAUAUAGUCCUAGCGAAACAGCGUGUGGAAAAAUCAAUAUUUUCCCAUAACAGACAAGAGUACCAACAAUAAUAGUAAUAUCAAAAAAAUAACUGUUACAAAAAUAAAUUAAACAAUUGAAACAAAAUGAGAUUAAUGAAAAUAAGUGAAAACAACAAUAUCAAAUCAAUUCGCAUUUAAAAAUUGGAACUUGCUACAUCAUAUACAGAUGACUAUGAACGCAGCUACCAGAAUGAUAUCAUGAAUGUAAUAAAACGCAUGUCAACCGAAGAAUCUUAACCUAAUAUACAUACGUAUAAUUGUUUGCACGCCAAAAUCAAAGGAUAUAUCCAAUUGUACCCUUCAGCUGGAUAUUUCAACCGUAUAUUAUUUUUGUGCAUUUCAUGUUUCUUAAUCGCUUUUUAAUGGACGUCACGAUCGGUCCCGAAACACGUCUUCUGCGACAAACCGCGGAAAUCGCUAUGUUUCUCCUAAUUUUGACUCAGAAUGUCCCACACAUCAGCUGCAGUUCCAAAGUUAUCGACUCUAAAGUCGGAGAUGGUUACGCAAGUUGGGCUGCCAUACAGGCAACAGGUGCAUUUGGCAGUCCAUUCACCGUAAAACCAGCAGACGCCGAUACGCAUCGCUUAAAAAAAAGAAUGGAUUUGGAACUAUGUUUGGGCAAAUAUGAAAUCCACAAAAACACUAUUAUUCGCACAGGCGAAUCACAAACACUUGGUGGCAAGUACUUACAAGGUCUUGAGCUCGACACCACUGAGGAAUGUCAACGUCUCUGUUGCGAAACGGAAUCCUGUGACGUUUAUGUCUUUGAAGAUAAAAGUGACGGUUAUUGUUACCUUUUCGAGUGUGGUCCACCUGAAAAUUUUCAUUGUAAAUUCACUCGUCAUACUAAUUAUACCAGUGCUGUGCUGACAGUCGCACACAAUUUGAAUGAAAAGACUACAAAAGCCCCAAGUGCAACAGAAGUGGUUGGUACCAAAAAUUUUUCGCAACAAGAGUGGGAAUUAACACGUUUAAAAGUAAAACCUGAAACGCAUGAUAAAAUGACGUCUGGAGCAGUUGGAUCGGGAAAGGUGCCUGUAGACAUUUCCACAGUAUAUAUGGUAGGAACGCCUGUCACCGCCACUUCUAGAGGAAACACGAAUAUAUUGGCAACAGCGGCACCAGAACCCAUGCUAGGAGCAGACCGAAUACCACCAAUGAGCUUGGCUUUUCCACAAAAUGUGUAUCCACCCCAUUGUGGACGUUUUCAGUUCCCCUGUCAUUCCGGCGAAUGUAUUGCUAUCUAUAAUGCCUGUGAUGGUAUACCACAAUGUGAAGAUGGUAGUGACGAAGGACCGGAAUGCUCAGGAGCUACCUCAACGGCAAAAUCGGAUGGUGACACUGCCUCCGCGAUCAAUGUAGAAACUAAAGGUCAAAAGUUUGCUUCAGUGUCCCAAUAUCAGUCACCUCCUCUACAAGAUGUCGCAAAAUCACAAUUAAUCUCUAUGUCAGAAUUACAUCAACGACAACAGAAGGAGAGGCAGCAGUUAGCUCAACAAAACCUGUCUGGGGUUGCCUCCCCGCUGAUAAAUAAUCGUGAGGACGCUGCGGCUUGGGAAACUCGAAAAGCGGUUAGUCCCCGUCCGCAAGAGCAAGCAAUAAAUGAUGAUAUGAAAAAUCGCAUCUUCAGCCACAAAGGAGGAAUACAAGUGCCGACAACAGGUGUAAAUGCCAACAAUAGUCCCAAUAGUGUGCAGACCAACAGUUAUGCUAAUACAGAUACAAACAACAAUCCAAACAUCAAUUUGAAUCCAGCUUAUAACACUGUAACUUUGCAGCGUAACGGUAUUUACGUACCCCAAAUAACAGAUUUUACAACCGGCGAUAUGUACGUACCGCAACAGCAACAACAACAGCAAAUUCCAACACAACAACAAUAUGUCGUGCCAGUUGCUAUGAUGCCGUCGAAUGUGCAGUGGCAAAUUCAACAGUCAAAGCAAAUGGUUCUUACACCGCAAACGCACAUUUCACAACAACAACAAUCACUGCCAUUACCAUUGCAGCCACGGCCACCUUACAAUAUGAACUUAGUAGAUCAGCAACAACAAGCAAUUCCGGUAGCAGCCAAGGAAGCCUCUGAACAGUCUGUAAGAUACGUAAAUGCUCCCGCAGUAGCAUCGUCGCUACAACACAAAACAGAAGUAAUUGAUUCUCAACAGCAGUCAGUCGUACCUGUGACAUUACCGAAUGGGUCGCUAGUUGUUUCGAAAUCUGUAUCAGGAGAAUCUAAUACUAUACAAGCAGCAGCAUCUAACGUCAAAGUUAAAGAGCAAAAUAAUGAAUACGAGGAGGAAGAAAUGUCAACAUAUUCACCAAAAAAGAAGCAAAAAUAUCAUAAAAUGACCAACCUUCCGAAAAGUGAAAAGGUUAAAAGUCAGCUGGAUCCAAUAGAAUUAACUCUUGAAGAACAAAGACAACGUGUUAUUGUCCCCUCCCCCGUGCACGAACAAUAUAAAUUGAUACACGACAAUCUUGGUUUCGAAUUUCGAGAUCAUGACGGACAAUCUGAGCGACCAGGUGGUGCUAUGCUCUCUUUAACGCUUGGUUUACUUGUCACAGCAGCUCUGGCCAUAAUGAUUGGUUGCCGAAUGCGUACAGUCAGUCGGCGCACACGUCGUAUGGGCGGAAAAGCGCCUUAUUCACAUGAGGCAGAUUUUUUAGUAAAUGGAAUGUAUUUGUAAGGAAAAGAUCAUAUAACAAAUAUUGAGAACUCACAUUUUAGACUUUCCAACACACUAACCUAGAGCGGCUGUGGUGAUUCUAGCAAAAAAAAAUACCUAGAAGAGAUUUUCAUACUAACAAAUGAGUGAUUUAUUUACAUACUGACAAAGACCACAUAGCUAUAGCCUUAUUACAAACACUAUAUACUAUAUGUAUAUAUAAUGGCACUUAACCCAAAUAUGUAUGAAAGAAAGUGAAAAGUUUUCGCUACCUGUAAGUUUCGGAUGUUUUGGUAGAAACAUUAGAUAUACAUAUGUACAUAUGUAUGUAUGAUAACAAAGUUGAACUGCUGUAGAGAAAAAAGAAAACAUACUUUAACGGAACUGAAUUAACGGUAAAAUGAAAUAUUUCUAAAUUAUUAAAAAUACAUAUAAAUUCGAUAUUAUUUAAUAUUUUUUUCUUUUGGAAACAUAAGAAGUUAACUUUUACUAAUGAGCUGUAAAAAUCAGUAGAGCUUGUUAAUCUCAGGGUUGUAAGGGAAAUUUAUUUCUGCUACUUGUAUUGUUAACUCUUUUAUUGUGAAAUAUUGCUUUAUUUUCUUCUCUCUAUUGAUGUUAAGGUUUUAUAUUUUCUGCCCAUUAUCCACGUAUACUUCGUAGGUCUUUUCCCGCAAAUAUUAUUUGUACAGUGCACAGUACAGUAGGGCUCCAAAAAGCAUGUGUGAUGAAACACAUCAUCGAAAUUCUAAUUUUGUUAUUUACAAAACAUAUGAUUCUACAUAGCACAUAAAAAUAAUUUUGUUUUCAAUACAAUUUAAUAGCUCACCUAGAUACCUAUAGACUUGUGUAGAGAGAGUAGAAGGCAAUUCCCUCACUGAAAUCAGCAAAUUGUGUGCAAUAAAUAUCCAUACACCGUGCUGUAAUCAUUCGAAAUAACGGUCGUAACUAAAAUGUUAAAUGUGGUUUUGUACAAAUGAAUUUGCACAUGAAAACAUAAUAUUUCACUUGUGUAAGAUAGAUAUUGUAUAUUCUACCACUUAUCACAUUAUACAUUUGAAAAGGUAUGUUUCAUAACAGUCGAAUUUUGUCAACGACGCCAAUUCGGCAAUACUGCAACCGAAAUUAUACAAUUUUCUCUCAUCAUUUACGGUGUAAUACCUUGGGAUUAGUUCAAGCUAAAUUUUUACCCAUUCCAUAAAAUCACUCCUUACCAAUUUUAAAUAACUGAAACUUGGCGUUCGUUAGCGCAAUUUAUUUUCAUAAGUACAUCUGAAAUUCUCAGUAAUCGAACCGCUACUUUUAGUCUUAUAUUCCAUGUUCAAAUUUUUAAGUUCGUACAUAUCAUCAGAUGGAUUUUUACCUUCAAACGAUUUUCGAAAACCUUUCUUUGAUUUGUGUGUAUUUUGUCAGUGCGAAAUUUUCGAGAAAUCGAUAUUAUUUUGCAUUAUCGGAUAGUAUACACUGUAAUAAACAUAUUCUCAAAUUUUGAAAUCUAAAUUCAAAUUACUACGGUCGCUAAAGCGUUUCUUGUAGAAAGGGAAUGGAGUCCUUAACAUAGCGACUCCGAUCUUUAAACGCGUUUUUCUAAGAAUGGUGUUUUUCCAAACGGGUUUCCACUCUCAAUAGAAGAGUUUUGAACAUAUCUAGUUCCAAUUUAGAGAAAACAAUUUUAACGUCAUUCGGUAUCGCGCUAUGGAAGCUUUUAUUUUAUUCGUAAUUCGUUUUAUUCGCUUUUUUUGUAUUUGUAAUGAAUGUAUUUAUUUAUAAAAAAUCAAAACGAUUAAUAAAUUUCAACAUCAAAAAGAAAUCGCGAAAAUCAGUGAUUUUUCGGAGGGUCACACUGAGACCGAUCCCUUAAGUAAAUAAAAUAUUUGUAACUCAUUGGUAAUUUGAAAAUGUAGAACUUUCCUAGAAAAUACGUUUUACUCUACAAUUUUCAUCUAAAUUUAUGGUUAUUUACUUUUAUACAUCGAUUUUACGACAGUCGCUUUUUUCAGACCACUAAAAUAUUUUUAACUGUACACAUACAUACAUGCAUAUAUGUAUACUAGAUCUCUUGAUAUUGGACUAACCAACUAUUCGGUUUGUAGUAUCCGGAUAGUCGUAAAUCGUCGACUAAUCGAUUAACCGUCCAUUUGCGACUAUUCGAUUAAUUGUUCAUAAUCGGCUAUACGAACCGUAAGCGUUUAACUUCUAAAAAUUGUAUCUGCGUAUAUAAGAUUAUAAAAACUUUGACGUACAUAUAUAGACGUACAAUUGGCUUUUCACAAAUUUAAAAGAAGGAAAAAUCAAAGCCUGCUUGGACUUCAAACAAUUUUGAUUUAUUCAAAUGCUCGCAAUAUGUAGAACAACGCAGUGUUACGACUAUUCGAAUCGUUUUAUUCACACCAACGAUUACAAAGCGGAUAUUCAAAUAAUCGGUUUUGAAGUUAUUAGAAUAAAUUUAAGAGCUCUAAUACAUAUGUAUGUACAUAAUUAGCUUAAAUUAAUAAAUUGUUUGUUUCUUUGUACCAUCAUAUCCACAACAUCCUGCGUAUUUCUAAUGAGUAUGAUGUAUAACGUCCAGAUUGUGAUGUGAUUUGGUUUCAUUAUACUUUUCAGGUCAAAUAACAAAUAACAGUGGCAGUAAGCUAAAUUGUAUUACGAAUAAGUUUCGAUGCGAAACAUAUUCACAGAUUCAUAUGUACAUACAUACAUAUGUAAUACCGAGUAAACAUAUACUAUAUGUACUCGGUAGAUUCGAUAGGCAUGAACAUUUUAUAAAUGUGAAAGAUUUAUGUAAACAAAUGAUAAAUAUUAAAAUGAAAUAAAAUUCAAACAUGUAGUUUA
Molecule: messenger RNA, 5785 nt
Organism: Bactrocera neohumeralis
Lineage: Eukaryota; Metazoa; Arthropoda; Insecta; Diptera; Tephritidae
Exons: 8
Coding region: 638-2977 (779 amino acids)
Molecular function (GO): protein binding
Source: RefSeq, a predicted model, not a curated record